Molecule: messenger RNA, 396 nt
Organism: Macrobrachium nipponense
Lineage: Eukaryota; Metazoa; Arthropoda; Malacostraca; Decapoda; Palaemonidae
Exons: 1
Coding region: 1-396 (131 amino acids)
Biological process (GO): chromatin remodeling
Cellular component (GO): nucleus
Source: RefSeq, a predicted model, not a curated record
AUGACGAAGGAAAUCUUGGAAGUAAAUAGAAGAAAUGAUAGGAUUAUCUGGGUCAGGCUGAUAGUUGAAAAUUGCACUGUUAACAUCUUUAGUGCAUAUGCACCCCAGAUAGGACGCUCAGAUGCAGGGAAAGAUUGCUUCUGGUCGGACCUAGAGGAGGAAAUGGAAAAGGUACCAGUUGAUGAAAGAUACCUUGUUGGUGGUGGUCUGAAUGGGCACGUAGGCCAGAUUAACCAUGCGAUCAGCCGUAUACAUGGUGGGUAUGGCUAUGAUGAAAGAAAUACAGAGGGUGAGAGAAUUGUUGAUUUUGCUGUGUCCAAGGAUGUGGUGCUGGUGAACACUUUUUUCACCAAGUGGCAAGAGCAUCUAGUUACGUGCAAAAGCGGAAGAAGGUAG